This is a messenger RNA of Cadophora gregata, 264 nucleotides long. RefSeq lists its product as uncharacterized. Lineage: Eukaryota; Fungi; Ascomycota; Leotiomycetes; Helotiales; Ploettnerulaceae. The record is from RefSeq and is a predicted model, not a curated record. Bases 1 to 264 code for a protein of 87 amino acids. The transcript has 2 exons.
AUGAAGCCGAUCUUUGGUGUUAUGCAAGCAUGGUCAUGCAUUGUGAUCUCCUGCUUCGCCAUUGUGAUCCUAUCCGUCAUCGGCGCCCUCUUCAAAGCAAACCACCACUCCAUGACCGGCACGAUAGAAGAUCCAGAGAACCAUGCCGCCGUCGCCGCAACCGUCUUCUCCGCUGUGAUAGUCUAUGCUGUAGGUUUACAAUAUUCCGGACUACUCUUCCAACAUCAUCACGUCUCUACCAUCUAUAUUCCAAUGGUUCUGUGA